Symbiodinium necroappetens is the source of this 900-nucleotide messenger RNA. NCBI's taxonomy places the organism in Eukaryota, Dinophyceae, Suessiales, Symbiodiniaceae. The record is from the annotation of a GenBank genome assembly.
AUGACCCCACGGGGUAGGCGGUUCGUCAAACAGCAGCUGCCAAAUGGAGAUGGCAACGAUUUUGACACUGGCUUGCACAAGCUUCCUGGCCCCACGCCACUGUUGCAGAUGAAUGCUGGCAGAUGUACGAUAAUCGUGAUCUUCCUGCGCUGCUGGCAUCUCGGCGGCACGGUGGAUCCCCAUCCAAUGGUCGAUGAGCCUUUGCAGAAGGCCCGUCACAUUUUCCUCAACCCGGACAAUCCUCUGGAACGGCUGAAGUACGUCGGUACGGAGCUCACGUCCAUGGGGCGCUACCAGCAAGACACCAGGGCCCGAUUCCUGGACGCCAUUACGGUGCUACACGGCAGUGCGAGUGGCAAUGCAGAGGAGCUGGCGAAAAGUCUGAUGCGAGACCUCAUUGCACUUGGACUGCAAUCCAUCGUGAGAAUGUUGGAUGACUUCGUCCAGAAGACUGUCAUCUUCGUGGUGUCCACGUGCGGGCUGGGCGCAUAUCCGGCCAGCUGCAAGCAGACCCGGCUGAAACUCCAGUCUCCAGAUCUGCCAUGGCUUGGGCUAGCAGCGUUUUCGGCGUGGGCGACUCCACUUACUACCAGUUCUGCGUGGCCGCUGCCGGCUUCUGCAUCACCAUGCGGCUUGGCAAAGCCACCAUUAGCGAUGUUGACAUCAUCACACCCGGUGCCAACAGACUCGCGCUACAACAUGCUGACAGGUGAUGGUAAGUACGACCGUGACAUGCGGCAUUAUGAGUUCAAGAUUGAGGGCACUAACGUUGCUCACAAGACAGGCGAGCGCCUUAAAGACAAGGCCCUGGUGUUCUUCUCGAAGGGUUUGCUGGAUUUCCUGCACCUGUACAUUGCACUUCAGCUGGUGCGUUUCCCAUUUGGCUCCGAUGCUAGUUGA